Molecule: messenger RNA, 1835 nt
Organism: Hippocampus zosterae (dwarf seahorse)
Lineage: Eukaryota; Metazoa; Chordata; Actinopteri; Syngnathiformes; Syngnathidae
Product: dnaJ homolog subfamily B member 9-like
Exons: 2
Coding region: 678-1331 (217 amino acids)
Cellular component (GO): endoplasmic reticulum
Molecular function (GO): protein-folding chaperone binding; misfolded protein binding
Source: RefSeq, a predicted model, not a curated record
AUACAGUUUAAUGUCUCAUUCAACUCUCAAAUCAAAGCAAAGCGCAGGUUAACAAUCCAAGUGACAGUACAGUAUAAAUCUUAGAAUAUAUAAUACCGCCCGCCUGUAAAACGACACGUCUAUUCUGUAAAACGAAACCGGAAGUACUCGAAAAUAUACCUCCCUAUUAAUUUAGCUUGAAGCUACGUGGACAUCUUGCACCAAUCAGAGGGCUUUGAGUUAAUACGUCAGCGAAAUGGUCCAAUAGUCUUUCGAGUCGUGGUGUUUGGCCUCUGGAGUGCAUUUCGUCAACAAACGUUAGCUUGCGGUUUCGUAUCAGCUGGAGCCGUCAGCAUUCCGCAGCGUUCCCGGCCUCUUCGGUGACCCAGGUAAUCAACAUUUAAUCAUAUUGAUUCCGUUUGUUAACUAAAGUUUAAAGAGCUUGAUGUGGGAUUUCGGAAAGUGGAACGUCCUUUUCAUUUAAAAUGGCGAGUUGUCAUUUUCUUGUGCCUGUCAAGGUUUCGAUUCGGUGACGUUUUAAAAUUACCUCGAAACAGUCGGCCGCGACUCUUCUUGAUUAGUGCUUUAUUAGGCACAACGUUUGCACUCUUUCUAAAUGUAAAGUAUAAUGUGCUAUUAACAAAGUUGUCAACAUCCGCAAAAGGUGCCCAACAACAAAAAGGAGCCCCAAGGCAGUCAUGGCCACGGUGCAGUUCAUGUUGCUGCUCGCCUUUCACAUCUUGCUCAUCUCCGAGUUCAUAUUGGCCAAGAAGGACUACUACGACAUCCUGGGGGUGCCCAGAGAUGCCUCGGAGCGCCAGAUCAAGAAGGCCUUCCAUAAGCUGGCUCUCAAGUACCACCCGGACCGAAACAAGGGCUCGGAUGCCGAGGCCAGGUUCAGAGAUAUAGCCGAGGCAUACGAGACACUAUCGGACGACAAGAGACGUCGGGAGUACGACCAGUUCGGCCAAGGCGCGGGGCCGCACGGCGGCAGCGGAGGAGCAAGUGGCAACUUCAACUUCCGGCAGCACUACCGGUCGUUCAACGUUGACGACAUCUUCAAGGACUUUGACUUUUUCGGCAGGCACCAACACUUCCACUCCCAUCAUCAAGCCCACAAGAAGAGGUUCUUCCACCAGGCCGCUGGAAACCAACAGCGAGGGCCCUUCGGAGGAAGAGAAGGAGAAGGGGGACUGUUUGAUGACAUGUUUGAGGACUUGGAGAAGAUGUUUUCCUUUAACGCGCACACUACCAGAAGUGACGGCGGAUUCCAGCGCUCAGCCAAGCAGCACUGCAGGACAGUGACGCAGAGGAGGGGCAACAUGGUGACCACCUUCACCGACUGCUCCUGAGCGGGGAAACAGACAGAUUUAGUUUGGAAAUUAAAAUGCUAAUUUAUAAUGUGGCUUUUGGUGAGAUUUACAUUCAAGGAACAAAGUUGGUUUCCAGUCACUUCCAAUUAGGUCAGCUUCUUUACUUGCUCAGGAAUCGACAUAAAGCUUGUGGAUUCUUUGCGUCAACAAGCUGCACUGGGGUGUUAUUCUUUGUGAACAAGCCGGGACUGAAUAAGAGACACGUUUGAAUUUUCAAAAAAACAAAAAAAACAAGCACUAUUGUAUUUUGCUGGAGAUGUUUUUCGAUAUUUUCUUGUUAAAAACAAAAACCUCAAGUUGAUCAUGUGCAAUACUCGGCACUUUUUGCUCUUCAUGUCACCAUUUUGCAUAGACAGUGCUGUUUCAAUAAUCAUUGUCUAAAUGUCUGCACUUUGUGUGUGUGUGUGUGUGUGUGUGUGUGUGUGUGUGAGUGAAUUGGUUAAGACAAUGUUUGAACACGGAAUAAAAAAAGUUGCAAUAGGA